Molecule: messenger RNA, 1099 nt
Organism: Pristis pectinata (smalltooth sawfish)
Lineage: Eukaryota; Metazoa; Chordata; Chondrichthyes; Rhinopristiformes; Pristidae
Gene: hes1
Product: hairy-related 6
Biological process (GO): anterior/posterior pattern specification; Notch signaling pathway; regulation of neurogenesis
Cellular component (GO): nucleus
Molecular function (GO): DNA-binding transcription factor activity, RNA polymerase II-specific; protein dimerization activity; RNA polymerase II cis-regulatory region sequence-specific DNA binding
Source: RefSeq, a predicted model, not a curated record
UUCACAUCACUGAUAACAUAACCAAAGCGUUUUAUGUGUGCAAAAAUAAAAUAAAGUGCCCCGGCUGCUUGGAAAUAAAUUCGCAGGUCACAAGACGUGGAAAGAAGACAAGGAUUCACUUAAAACAAUCUGCUGGAAUCUUGUACAAGAAAAUGCCAGCAGAUAUAAUGGAGAAAUCGACUUCUUCCCCCGUGCCUGCAACCCCAGCCAAUAUAAACGCUACACCAGAUAAACCAAAAACCGCUUCUGAAAAUCGGAAGUCAUCCAAACCAAUUAUGGAAAAGAGACGCCGGGCUAGAAUAAAUGAAAGUUUAAGCCAACUUAAGACGCUGAUCCUGGAUGCGCUCAAGAAAGAUAGUUCGAGACAUUCAAAGUUGGAAAAAGCUGAUAUCCUAGAAAUGACAGUGAAACAUCUCCGAAAUCUCCAGCGAGCCCAAAUGACUGCUGCUUUGAGUACAGACCCGACAGUUCUGGGUAAAUACAGAGCCGGCUUCAGCGAAUGUAUGAACGAAGUGGACCCGUUUCUUAUCCACCUGCGAAGGUGGUUUAACACAGAAGUCCGAACCAGACUCCUGAGUCAUUUGGCAAAUUGAAUGUCUCAGAUUAACGCCAUGAACUACUCCCAACCGCCCCCCAGCCCAGCUGUGACCGGCGGAUCCCACGCUGCUUUUGGGCAGCCCUUGCACGUCCAGCUGCCUGGAUCAGGGGGCAACGGGGGUCCCCUGAAUGGAGUCAACAUGCCUUGUAAACUGGGUGCGGCUGACGCAAUGCCUGCAGCAGCGGUUGCCGCUGCCACUAAAGUCUACGGCGGGUUCCAACUGGUACCAGCAUCAGACGGCCAGUUUGCAUUCCUCAUUCCUAACACGGCGUUUGGACCCAGCGGACAGCUAACGGCAGGACCUAUCAUCCCUUUGUAUGCCAAUGCCAACGGAACUGCAUUGCCCUCCGCCGUUUUCCCCGGCCAACAGGUCUCCCAUUCAACCGUCUGGCAUUGCCCCAGCGUCCGGCUUCCCGCUUCCACUGUCGGCAGCCACUACUGCUGUCAGCCCGGUUAGUGUGGGCGUACCAUCAGAUUCCUUAGAUUCCGUCUGGAGACCCU